Messenger RNA from Necator americanus (New World hookworm), 753 nucleotides. RefSeq lists its product as uncharacterized. The transcript has a single exon. The record is from RefSeq and is a predicted model, not a curated record. NCBI's taxonomy places the organism in Eukaryota, Metazoa, Nematoda, Chromadorea, Rhabditida, Ancylostomatidae. The coding region runs from base 1 to 753 and encodes 250 amino acids.
AUGCCGCUCUGUCUCACAUUCAUCGACUUGAAGAAGGCUUUUGACUCAGUUGAGACGGAAACGGUCGUGGAAGCCUUGGACAACCAGGGCGUCCCUCCUCAGUACAUAAAAAUACUUCGAGAGUCGCACAGUAACUUCACGACAGGAAUUUCGCUAUUCUACAAGAACAUCAUCAUUGACGUGAAGAGGGGAGUCCGACAGGGUGAUACAAUCUCACCCAAAAUAUUCACAGCCACCCUCGAGAACGCAAUGCGAAAGUUGGAAUGGGACGACAUGGGAAUGAAGGUUGAUGGUCGGCUGCUACACCAUUUGCGCUUUGCUGAUGACAUCGUAUUGAUAACACCUAGCAUCAGCCAAGCGGAACGAAUGCAGACCGAGUUCGACGAAACAUGUGGAUGCAUCGGUCUUCAGCUGAAUCUGCAAAAGACGAUGUUCAUGCGGAACGGAUGGGUCUCGGAUGCCCCAUUCACGCUCAGCGGAACGAACAUAUCCGAAUGCACCAGCUAUGUUUAUCUGGGUCAGGAAUUGAACAUGAUGAACGACCUGACCUCCGAGCUGGGCAGGAGGAGAAGAGCGGCUUGGGGAGCGUACAAGAGCAUCGAGGAUGUAGUACAAGAGCAUCGAGGAGAAGAAGACCAGGAACACCCGGCUUCGUGCUCACCUCUUCAACACCACCGUACUUCCUGCUUUGACCUAUGCUUCGAAAACCUGGGCAUUUUGCAAGCAGGAAGAAAACGCGGUGAGCGUCAUUGA